Messenger RNA from Panicum hallii, 1560 nucleotides. RefSeq names its product RHOMBOID-like protein 12, mitochondrial. The coding region runs from base 156 to 1109 and encodes 317 amino acids. Lineage: Eukaryota; Viridiplantae; Streptophyta; Magnoliopsida; Poales; Poaceae. Gene Ontology annotation, cellular component: membrane. The record is from RefSeq and is a predicted model, not a curated record. The transcript is spliced from 8 exons. Gene Ontology annotation, molecular function: serine-type endopeptidase activity.
CGGCAUUUCCCGAUCGAAAGUUCAGUUCGAAACCCCCCCAUCUCGGAGUUGGAGGUCGGAACAGAACCGAGCGGCCACCGCCAUUCGCGGAGGAGACGGCGGCCGGAGCAGCCGAAGAGAGCCUUGCAGGCGUAGCGUAGCCAGCCGAAUUCGCCAUGCGGAGGAAGCUGCUGCAGUUCCAGUCCCUUCUAGCGCAGCACGCCCUACGCGGGGUCCCAAAACCCAGACCCCAACUCCAAUCCCACCACAACCGCCUCCUCCACUCCCCCUCCGCUCCGUCACCCGCACCCCCCUCCCCGUCGGCUCACCUCCUAUGGAAUCGCCUCUCCGAGGGCACUGAUCUCUCCCUCCUCCCGAGGAGCGCGGCGGCCGUCGCAGCGUCCGCGCGGACCGCCGCUUCCCGGUGGUUGGCCGCCGUCCGCAGCGCCGGCUCCCUCGAUCUCUUCUCGCUGCAGCGGCGACGGAAGGCCCAGGGGUCGGGGUGGCAAUUCGCGUCGUCCACCUUUCUCCAAGGCGCGCCCUGGGCGUACUGGAUGCAGUCCCCCGACGAGGUGGUGUUGACGCUCGUCGGCGUGAAUGUGGCCAUCUUUAUGCUCUGGCGUGUGGCUGAUCCGGGGUUCAUGAGUAGGCAUUUCAUGAUUUCGCUGGACAAUUUCAAAAGCGGACGGUUGCACACCUUGCUCACGAGUGCUUUCAGCCACGCGGAGUCUGAUCACCUGAUUUCCAAUAUGAUUGGCCUCUACUUCUUUGGGACAAGUAUUGCGAGGACGUUUGGUCCGGCUUUUCUGUUGAAGUUGUAUGUAGCUGGAGCACUUACUGGAUCGGCAUUCUUCAUCCUAGAGAAGGCUUUUCUAGCUCCACGGAAACAGGUUUAUGUUGGAUGGGAUACUUCAAAAGCUCCUGCACUUGGUGCAAGUGCUGCAGUCAAUGCAACUAUCCUCCUUCAUAUUUUUCUGAAUCCCAAAGGACUGGUCUAUCUUUACCUCCUAAUUCCUAUUCCAGCUGCAUUGAUGGGGGCUGGUUUGAUUGCUGCUGAUUUGUAUAGGGUCAAGAAGGGGCUUGUUUGUGGGAGGGCCUCCCCUUCCCUGUUUGUCAGUUUUGGUGUGUGAUAAGGCUUCGAGUGCAGGGAUUGUUUGUGAGGUGCUUUUUUUGUGUAGUUGGCCAUACAACAUUAGGCGUGGGAAUGUUCUGAUCUAUUAGAAAAAAAACUAUUCUUCACAUAUAUGUAUAUGAUAUUUAUGUUUGCUGGUCUGUAAGGUUUCCUUUUUGGUGUACAUCUUUUGCACCUUUCUGCUCAACUGGAUUUUGAAAUGAAUACGUAUACCUUUCUUCACUUUGUAUACUUUUGAUUGUCACUAGUGUGAUCUGCUAUGCAAUCAACUUAUGUGUGUCUGGUACAUUUCUUGUAAGCUUACAUAACCUGUAUAUCUCAUUUUUUUAAUAAAAAAGUCAACUUGGGCCAUACUACUUAUUUAUACAGUAAUUGAUUAUCUAACUUCAUGAAUUACAUGUUGGUCACCAUUUUCUGUUCCAAAGUGGGGCUACUGAUCUCAUUCAAUU